Messenger RNA from Ruditapes philippinarum (Manila clam), 3497 nucleotides. RefSeq names its product peroxidase-like. Gene Ontology annotation, biological process: response to oxidative stress. Lineage: Eukaryota; Metazoa; Mollusca; Bivalvia; Venerida; Veneridae. The transcript is spliced from 20 exons. Gene Ontology annotation, molecular function: heme binding; peroxidase activity. The record is from RefSeq and is a predicted model, not a curated record. Bases 1 to 3201 code for a protein of 1066 amino acids.
AUGUCAUUCAAUGUGUGCAGAAUAAGUGGACAACAAAUCCUUGGAGUCAGUCCAGACGAACUGUACCAGUGUCCCGGUGUACCACAAAUAUGGCAUGAACUUAUUUCACCAUUCUGUAUUCGCCGUGAUGCAAUUUGUGAUGCAAGUGCUAAAUAUAGAACAAUCGACGGUUCCUGCAAUAACUUGCAAAAUCCGCUUUGGGGACGUUCAAACAGACCACACCUUCGUUUUUUAAAACCAAAAUAUAUGGAUGAUAUUGGAUUACCACGCCAAACCGGCGUUACAGGCGAAUAUCUACCCAGCGCCCGUACAGUUAGUAACGUAGUUCACAAUCAAGACCCUUGUUGUCCACUGAAAGAGAGGGACCUUAGUUUGUACGUGAUGCAAUGGGGACAGAUGAUUGACCAUGACCUUACAGACACAGCCAUUGCAAGAGGUGCUAACGACGCCACUGUCAUAUGUUGUAAUCUAACAAAAGAUGUUCUUAUGCAAAGAUCUGAAUGUUUCCCAAUUCCUAUUGAUGCCGGAGACCAGAGAUUUCAGGAACCUUGCAUGAACUUUGUUAGAUCUAUUGCUGGACAUUCUGAUUCGUGUGAUAUAGGUCGACGUGACCAGCUUAACCAGGCCACAUCAUUCCUUGAUGCCUCAUAUUCUUUAUGUUACAACGACUGGAGAAAGUACUGUGGACUUCCGUUCGCAAUGCAUUUUGGUACCCAGGCAGGAGGACUUGUUCACCAUUCCCCAGAAAAUGCUCAUAAACUGUACUCCAUUUACAGACACCCAGACGAUAUUGACAUCUUUACUGGUGGCAUAUCAGAGACACCUGUUGAAGGCGGUGUUAUUGGUCCACUAUUCAGUUGUAUUAUCGGUCAACAGUUCUACAAUCUAAAAUAUGGAGACAGAUUUUACUACGAAAACAAUGGAGCAACUACAGGAUUUAAUGCUAAUCAAUUGAAUUCUGUUAAAAAGAUGACAUUGGCUAAACUGAUGUGUCUACACUUUCAUAUUCCACAUGUUCAGAUGAAUCCGUUCCGAAUGCCGGGUCAAAUAAUCGAAGCUAUGCAAUUAUGCAAAGUGUUGAUAUGCCUUGCUAUGAUAUAUGGCGUUUCAGCUCAAUUGACGUCACGUCGUUUGUGCUAUGGAAGUGCUUUAAGUGAAACAAGGUCGGUGAUUGCCGACGCUAUUUACAGGGCCACUAUGACUUUGCAACGGCAAAAGGAAUUGAAUAUAUACUACAGAGAUUCAGGACAUGACGAGUUAAAUAAUCCUGACGCACAUAUGCCGAAGACAUGUCAUCAACAUUACGCCGUGUAUUCCUUUUUACGUCAACCGGCAGUGGAGGAAGCCGACUCUGGGACAAUAGUGGCACUCGCUGUAAAUGAUAUUUCUGAAAGGCUUGGAGUUGCCAUAGACGAAUUACGACAAAGUCAUUGUGUGAUGUAUUUUUGGCAUAGAUACAUUGCACCGUUUUGUACUCGUCGUGUCGCCACUUGCGACCCAAAUUCUAAAUAUAGAACUAUUGACGGUACAUGCAAUAAUCUAAAAUACCCGCUAUGGGGCCGUUCGAACAGGCAACACAGACGUUUACUUACACCAGUAUACGAAGAUGGUAACGGUUCACCACGGCUCAGAAGUGUAACAGGGGUUGCGUUACCGAGUGCAAGAACAGUUAGCAACGUGGUGCAUCAGCAGUCGGCAUGCUGCCCUUCCGAGGAAGAGGAUUUAUCUCAGUUUGUCCAACAAUGGGGUCAAUUAUUAGAUCACGAUAUUACUGACACAGCAUUUGCAAGAGGGGCCGAGAAUUCUGCAAUCGUGUGUUGCGAUCUAGCUCCUGAGCUUGUCAGUGAACGAAUAGAAUGUUUUCCAAUACCCGUUGACCCUGGUGAUGAACGCUUUAGUAAUAGAACAUGUUUGAACUUUGUUCGUUCUACAGCAACACCGGAUGACUUGUGCAAUAUCGGAAGAAGAAAUCAGUUGAACCAGGCAACUUCCUACAUAGAUGCGUCAUUCCUAUACGGUCAUAAUGUUGAGGACGGGAACCAGUUACGAACUUUUUCGGAUGGUAAAAUGAGAAUGUCAGAGUUUGGACUGUUUAGAGGAGGACAAGUAGACAUGAUACAUUGUCAGCUCUCUGGUCAGGACGAAUAUUGCAUGAGAUCAGGAGAUUUUAGAAUACACGAAAUGCCAGGUUUAACUGCUAUACAAGUUCUGUUUCUACGAGAACACAAUCGCAUCGCUGGUAUAUUACAAAUGUUGAACCCGCAGUGGUCAGAUGAAGAAUUAUACCAAGAAACUAGAAAAAUUGUGAUUGGUGAAUUUCAACACAUCACUUUCACCACAUGGCUUUCAAUGGUUUUGGGACCUGACACUGUAAAAAGAUUGGGCCUGAGUACUUCACCCUCAGGUUAUAACAAUGUGUACAACAAAGACAUAAAUCCGACAAUAACAAAUAUAUUUAGCGUGGCUGCCUUCAGAUUUGGACAUACUCUUUUACGAGAUCACGUGGUCGUAAAAACUAAUAAAGAAACUUUAGUGAAAAAUGAAAACGCAUUCAACCGUCCUGCUUUAAUUUUUCACGAGAUGGGCGAAGGAAAUUCGCACGUGGGUCAAGGAUUAAUGUUUAACCCAUCAAGCAAAGCUGAUGGACAGAUUGUUGAAAGCGUUAGAAAUAACUUGUUUUUAGAUGACAAUGGACUAAGUACUGAUCUAGUAGCUUUGAACAUACAACGAGGUCGUGACCACGGUGUUCCGAGUUAUAAUGAGUGGAGGCGUUUUUGUGGUCUGCCGUACGCCUUUCAUUUCCAAACCACUGCUGGAGGUCUGAUAGACCACUCUGAAGCGGACGCUGCCAAAUUAAGUUCAGUUUACAGGAGCGUUGAGGAUAUAGAUGUGUUUUCCGGUGGAAUUUCAGAGACCCCAUUGCCUGGUGCUGUCGUUGGGCCUGUUUUUAAUUGCAUUAUUGGAUUGCAGUUUCAAAAUCUUAAAUUUGGAGAUAGAUUUUACUACGAGAACGAGGGAAAUACAGGAUUUACUAUCAAUCAAAUAAACAGUAUAAAGAAGAUUACAAUAAACAAGCUGAUAUGCUUACAUUUUAACAUGACACAAGUUCCAGUUGAUCCAUUUCGUAUGUCAAGUGAUUCAAAUAGAAAAGUAAACUGCAGUGAAAUAGCAGACAUAAACUUUGAAGAAUGGAAGAGCUGAUGAUGCAAGAUUGUGCCAAAUCCACAUUAAAUCCAAGGCGUCUUAUAUAUUCACUUUAUUAUAUAUUUAUUUAUAUAUUUAUAUGAAUGGUGAUUAUGGAAAUGCGUGUUUUAUUAGACCUGAAUGUGUGUAUGUUAAUGUCGUAUGAAGUUUGUGCUUUAUAUUUAUUAAUGGAGUUAGCUUAGUUGACCUUUUUUGUAAAAAAAGAAAACCAUGGCAACAUCCAGUAUCAAAUCGGGCAUUGGUAGAAUUGAUAACUUAAGACUUAUGUAAUUUAUUUAUAUUUAUUAAUAUUA